UCACCAACAUUCACACCAUCUUCAUCACCAACCGCAAUGCUCUCAUCAUCUACCUCUUUAUCAUCAUCUUCCUCAUCCUUACCAUCAUCAACAAAUUCACAGCAUUCAUCACCAACAUUAACAUCAUUAUCAUCAUCAACAUCUUUAGUACUAUCAUCUCCACCAUCUUCAUCAGUCCCACUAUUGUCAUCAUCAACCCCAGCAGCACAGGCCACACUAAUAGCAACCUCUACAUCAUCUUCCUCAUAUUUACCAUCAUCAGCAAAUGUACAGCCUUCAUCAUCAUCCCCACCAUCUUCAUCAACAACAUUAACAUCAUCGUCAUCAUCAACAUCCUCAAAGCUAUCAUUUACACCAUCUUCAUUUUCUACACCUUCCUCAGCACCAUCUUCAUCAGUCUCACUAUCGUCAUCAUCUUCUUCUUCUUCAACACCAUCAUCCACACCAACAUUAUCCACAUCAUCAUCCACACUAUCAUUUUCAACCCCACAAUCUUCAUCAUCAAUCUCAAUAACAUUGUCACCUGCACCAACAACAUCAUUCUCAUCAUCAUCAUCAUCAUCAUCAUCAAUAACCUCAUUAUCAGUCAAGGAAGCUAAUCUGCCCAACAACAGUUCUCCUAUUUAA
Molecule: messenger RNA, 627 nt
Organism: Rhinichthys klamathensis goyatoka
Lineage: Eukaryota; Metazoa; Chordata; Actinopteri; Cypriniformes; Leuciscidae
Exons: 2
Coding region: 37-627 (196 amino acids)
Molecular function (GO): protein binding
Source: RefSeq, a predicted model, not a curated record